ACACACACACUCCUCCACCUCGCACACCUUCCCUUCCAUCUGCACACGCAACCCCUGGUCUGGCCGGAUGAGUUACCACCCGGUGGACACGAUAGGGAGUCCAUUCAGGAGAAGUAUGGAUAGUAGGACCACCUACGGCCGCUCCACUGGCACCCCCUCCAGCGGGUUCCGUUCUCAGUCCUGGUCCCGGGCAAGCCCAGGCUCCACGAUGACCUCCUCCUACAAGAGGAGCGUCAAUAUGCCGGUAGCCCGAGCGUACAGCUCCACACUCCUCAGCUCCGCCGACAGCGUUGAUUUCAAUCAAACGAACGGAGACUACAAGCGCUCCAACGAGAAAGAGCAGCUCCAGGGGCUCAACGACCGCUUCGCCGGUUACAUCGACAAGGUGCACUACCUGGAGCAGCAGAACAGCCAAAUCGAAGAGGAGAUCCAGACGCUGCGGCAGAAGCAGGUGUCGCAAUCCCAGCUAGGCGAUUUAUACGACCAGGAACUCCAGGAGCUGCGCUCCAUGCUGGAGCAGAUUCACCACGAUAAAGCGCAGAUCCAGCUCGACACGGACCACGUCGAGGAUGACAUCCAGAGAAUUAGGGACCGUUUCGACGAGGAAGCCCGCAUCAGGGAUGAGACGGAAGGCAUCAUCCGGGCGUUGAAAAAAGAUAUGACCGACUCUGAUUUGGUGAAGUCAGAGUUGGAGAAGAAAGUUCAGUCACUGCAUGACGAGAUUGCCUUUAUCCGCAACAACCACGAGGAAGAGGUGAGCGACCUGUUCGCCCAGGUGCAGGCGUCGCAGGUGACCAUGGAGAGGAAAGACAUCCAGAAGACGGACAUCACCGAGGCGCUCCGGGAGAUCCGCACCCAGCUCGAGGGCCACUCCAACCAGAACCUGCAGCAGGUGGAGGACUGGUUCAUGUGCCGCUAUUCCAAGCUCACUGAUGCUGCGGAACAAAACAAAGAUGCAAUCAAGUCCGCCCGUGAUGAGAUAGCAGACUACCGCCGCCAGCUCCAGUCCAAGACCGUGGAGUUAGAGUCCGUCCGUGGAACCAGGGAGUCACUGGAGAGGCAGUUGAAUGACAUCGAGGACCGACACAACAGCGACCUGUCCAGCCUGCAGGAGACCAUCCACCAGCUGGAUAAUGAGCUCAAGGGCACGAAGUGGGAGAUGGCGCGUCAUCUGCGCGAGUACCAGGACCUGCUCAAUGUCAAGAUGGCCCUGGACAUUGAGAUAGCUGCAUACAGGAAACUCCUAGAAGGUGAAGAGACCCACUUUAGCACUUUCCUUUACCGCCACACCGUCACCUCCUCUAAGAAGUCCAAGUAUGAGCCUCCCAAACUGAAAGUCCAGCAUAAGUUUGUCGAGGAGAUCAUCGAGGAGACCAGGGUAGAGGAUGAGAAGGAUGAGAUGGACCAAGACCUGGCUGAGAUCGCCCAGGAGCUUUCUGCCGCUCUGGAGACAGAGGCCACAGAUGAAGGAGAGGAUGAGGGAGAAGAGGGAGGAGAAGAAGCAGAGGGAGAAGAGGGAGAAGGGGGAGAGGGUGAAUCAGAAGAGGUUGUAGCCUCCACUGAUGCCCAAGUUAGCUCCAGCACACCUGCUGAGGAGGAAGAGGAGGUCAAAGAAGGUGGUGAUGAAGAGGAAGAGGGCAAAAAAGAAGAAGAGGAUGAGAAAGGAGAAGAGGGUGAGGGUGACAAGGAAGAUGAUACAGAAGGUGGUGAUGAGGGAGAAGGAGAGGGGGAAUUAGAGGAGACAGUCCUGUGCUCUAAAGCCCCAGAAUCAAAGGCCUCUCCUGACAAAGAGAAGGGAAGCGGAGGAGAAGAGGAGACAGGAGAGGGAGAAGAGGAGGAUGAUCAAGAUGAAGAUGCAGGUAGUGACAAAGGAUCCAAAGAUGGAGAUGAUAAGGAUGAGGAAGAUGAGAAGAAAGGAAAGGAUGAGAAAGAAGACAAAACAGAUGAGAAGGCAGCUGUAGCCAAGACAGAGGCUCCCAAAACAGAAGCCCCCAAGAGUGAGGCCCCAAAAGUUGAGGUCCAGAAAUCUGAGGCCCCAAAGCCCUCCAAGCCAGACUCCCUAAAAGCUGAAUCCCCAAAGGCUGGGUCCCCCAAGUCUGAGUCACCAAAAGCUGGAUCCCCCAAACAUGAAUCCCCCAAAGCUGGAUCCCCUAAAUCUGAAUCCCCAAAACCUGCUGGAUCCCCUAAAUCUGAAUCCCCAAAACCUGCUGGAUCCCCUACUUCUGAAUCCCCAAAACCUGCUGGAUCCCCUAAAUCUGAAUCCCCAAAACCUGCUGGAUCCCCCAAAUCUGAAUCUCCCAAAUUAGGAUCCCCCAAGGCAGAGUCCCCUAAGGGUGAGGCCCCCAAACCAGAAGCUCCAAAGUCAGAGGCCCCCAAGGCUGCAGAAGAGAAAGUAGACAAAAAGAGUGAUUCAGAGGAAGAGAAGAAGGUAGAAAAGAAAGACGCAGCCAUGAACGGAGAUGUGGAGAAGACUUCCCCAGAGGACAAGGACAAGAAGGAUGAGGGUGGGAAAGAGGCAGAGGAGAAGGAUGUUAUCUCAAAUGGAGUGGACGAGAGCCCCACUAAAGAUGACCCCGACCAGAAAGAUGAUCCAAAGGACCAGAAGGUGGUCAUCACCCAAACAGUGGAGACCAUCACCACUGGAGAGGACGGGGCCAAGCAUGUCACCAAAUCAGUCACUGUCACCGAGACUGUGAAGGAGUCUGAGGAUUUGAUGCAGGAGAAGACAGUCUCCAGCAAGAAGAUGGAGAAACACUCUUCCCAGUCCGUCAAGGUGGUGACUGAAACUGAGUAACUGCGCUCCAUCCAACCCACUCAGGAGGAACAAAGAUGACACGACGACAAGCAAUCAACCCAGAACUAACAUAACAAAGAAAUCAUAGAGCUAGAGCGAUGUAAUAAAGAUAACCACUCUCAAACAUACAGAAAAGCAACGAGAGAAGCCAUAUGAUGUGACAAAGCUAAAGUUUAAAAAAUGCAUGUUGAGAGAAAGCUUUAAAAGGGUUUUGCUGCGGAUUAUAUCAGGGAAAUGUGGUAGUGGGACAGAUUAUUAAUUGUCUUUAUUUUUCCCUGCAGUUCACGGGAGGGCUCACGGGUGGGGCGUCUGCAUGCUAGCUCAGGGAGGGAGUCCCCUCCGCUCUAACCUGUAUGUAUGGAUGGAAGGGUUACAGUUUAGAUGCAUACUGUAUGUGGGUGGGAGAGUGAUAGAAAUGUAUGUUAAUUCAAAUGUUAAUUCAAGAAGUGGUGCCUGGGUUGGAGGAUCCACUUUAGAGACACAUGUUCAAAAGGACUAGCCUUUUUAUGUGAAGAUACCAACUGAGCCAAAAAUACAAUCGUCGACAACACAAUAUAGUGAAGAAUGAGAAAGACGAUGGUGCGAUGUACUGAUGAUCAUAAACAUACAGUACCCGAAGCAACUAAUGCAUAAAGAACCUUGAAGAAACUCUGAGCCUUAAACAUGCUUUUUAUCAGUAUCUAUUAUGUUUACCUAAUGAGUGCAAUUGAAAAUAAAUAUGUAAAUGCGCACACAUACAUUCUUGUAUGCAUAGGAUGGACUUGACUUUAAAUAGCGAACAUAAAUGAGGUGCUACAGUUUGCAAUCCCAUGUCUUUACUCAUCAUGAACUAUUUCCCAGCAGCAUUUGCUCAAUAAAUGUCAUACUGAAAUACAAA
Salmo salar (Atlantic salmon) is the source of this 3671-nucleotide messenger RNA. Lineage: Eukaryota; Metazoa; Chordata; Actinopteri; Salmoniformes; Salmonidae. The record is from RefSeq and is a predicted model, not a curated record.